Molecule: messenger RNA, 3003 nt
Organism: Erinaceus europaeus (western European hedgehog)
Lineage: Eukaryota; Metazoa; Chordata; Mammalia; Eulipotyphla; Erinaceidae
Gene: VILL
Product: villin like
Exons: 20
Coding region: 184-2820 (878 amino acids)
Biological process (GO): cytoskeleton organization; actin filament severing; actin polymerization or depolymerization
Cellular component (GO): cytoplasm; actin cytoskeleton
Molecular function (GO): actin filament binding; phosphatidylinositol-4,5-bisphosphate binding
Source: RefSeq, a predicted model, not a curated record
GGCCUGGCAGGCCACCAUGGCCCUGGGGAGCAAGGCUGGCCCUCGAAAGGGGUGUCAGUGUUUGUAGACUGACUAACUGAUUGACCAAGUUUGGAAGGCCAGCCCUCUGAAGACUGGGGUGUGUCCUACAGGGCCGGAGGAGGGAUUGAGUUACAGUGGGGGGGGGGGGCAGAGUCUGGCCCCAUGCCAGGCCCAGCACUGCCCUCAGGCAGGGUGAAGGCGCCAGCAGUUUGUGGCAGCAUGGACAUCGACAAGCUCCUCCACGCGAUCCAGAGCCACAGAGACCUCCACAUCUGGAUCAUUGAGGAUCUGAAGUUGGUGCCGGUACCCGAGAAGGCUUAUGGGAACUUCUUUGAGGAGCACUGCUACCUCGUCCUCCAUGUCUCACGGAGCCCGAAGGCCAAGAAGGGGACAUCCAGCGACCUGCAUUACUGGGUGGGGAAGGAAGCAAGCGCGGAGGAGCAGACCGUCCUGGGCGCCUUCAUGCAGCGCCUGCAGGAGGCGCUGUGUGACAGCACCGUGCAGCACCGCGAAGUCCAGGGCCACGAAUCCGACUGUUUCUGCAGCUACUUCCGCCCAGGAAUCAUCUACAGGAAGGGAGGCCUGGCCUCUGCCGGCAAGCACAUGGAGACCAACAUAUACAACAUCCAGCGGCUGCUGCACAUCAGAGGCAGGAAGCACGUGUCUGCCACGGAGGUAGAGCUCUCCUGGAAUAGUUUCAAUACGAGUGACAUCUUCCUGCUGGACCUGGGCAAGGUGAUGAUCCAGUGGAAUGGCCCUAAGACCAGCAUUUCCGAGAAGGCACGGGGGCUGGCCCUGACCUGCAGCCUCCAGGACCGGGAGCGUGGUGGCCGUGCACAAGUCGGCGUGGUAGAUGAUGAGGCUGAGGCCCCCGACCUCGUACAGGUCAUGGAAACUGUGCUGGGCUGCAAAGGAGGCAAAUUGCACACCGCCUUGCCCAGCAAGACUGUUACCCUACAGCAGAAAUCCAAUGUCCGCCUCUACCAUGUCCGUGAGAAGGGCAAGGACCUGGUGAUCCAGGAGUUGGCGACUCGUCCACUGACCCAAGACCUGCUACAGGAGGAGGACUGCCACAUCGUGGACCAGGGCGGUUUCAACAUCUACAUGUGGCUGGGACGCAAGUCUGGUCUCCGGGAGAAGGAGGCCGCUUUUGGCAGAGCGCUGGGCUUCAUCCAUGCCAAGGGCUACCCGACCUACACCAGCGUGGAGGUGGUGAAGCAAGGCGCCGAGCCGGCUGCUUUCCAGCAGCUCUUCCGAAAAUGGUCCAAGGAACCUCCUGGGAGCAACCACCUCAGUGAGGCUACGGGUAAACUGAAUCAGGUGAAGCUGGACGUGGCCAAGCUGCAUGUCCAGCCUGAGCUAGCAGCCCAGCUCAGGAUGGUGGACGAUGGGUCCGGGAAGGUGGAGGUGUGGUACAUCCAGGAUGUCAGCAGGCAGCCCGUGGACCCCAAACACCACAGACAAUUAUGUGCAGGCAACUGCUACCUUAUCCUCUACACGUAUUUGCAGAUGGGCCAUGUCCAGUACAUCCUGUACCUGUGGCAGGGUCUCCAGGCUACCGCACAGGACAUCAAAGCCCUGAGCUGCAACGCCGAGGAGCUGGACCUCACGUACCACGGAGCUCUGGUGCAGGAGCACGUGACCAUGGGCAGUGAGCCCCCCCACUUCCUUGCCAUCUUCCAGGGCCAGCUGGUGGUCUUCCAGGGGAGCACUGAGCACAGCAGCAAGGAGCAGCCCAGCCCCACCAUGAGGCUCUUCCACGUGCAAGGAACUGACAGCUACAACACCAAAACAAUGGAGGUGCCAGCCAGAGCCUCCUCCCUCAGCUCCAGUGACGUUUUUCUGUUGGUCACACCUGUUACCUGCUACCUCUGGUUUGGGAAGGGCUGCAGUGGUGACCAGCGUGAGAUGGCCCGCAUGGUGGUCGCUGUCAUUUCUGGGCAGAACAAGGAGAUGGUGCUGGAGGGUCAGGAGCCCCCCCAGUUCUGGGAGGCCCUGGGAGGCCGGGCUCCCUUUCCCAACAGCAAGAGGCACCCUGAGGACAGCUCUGACUUUCAGCCACGGCUGUACGAAUGUUCCAGUCACGUGGGCAGCCUGGUCCUCACGGAAGUGGCAUUCUUUAGCCAGGACAGCCUUGACAAGUAUGACAUCAUGUUACUGGACACCUGGCAGGAGAUCUUCCUGUGGCUUGGAGAAGCUGAAAACCCGUGGAAGAAGGAGGCAGUAGCCUGGGGCCGGGAGUAUCUGAAGACGCACCCCGCAGGAAGGAGCCUGAGCUUACCUAUCGUGCUGGUCAAGCAGGGCCAUGAGCCUCCCACCUUCACUGGGUGGUUUCUCAGCUGGGACCCCUACAAGUGGACGAACAACCAGUCCUAUGAGGAGGUGGUGGAGGGCAAUGUGGGAACUAUAGCCACCAUCACUGAGAUCACAGCUGAAGUCAACAGCUUCCAGCUGCCCAAAUGGUCGAGCAAUGGCAGGGCAGGCCCCUUGGCCCUGAAGGCCUUCAAGGGCUCCCAGGACAGCUCCGAGAGUGAGCUGGAGCAGGGCUCCAAGGCCAGAGGCGGCAGCAGCAGCCCCAGCACCAGUAGUUCCAGAUCCACCGUCAAUGGCUGCUGGCCCCGAGAGCAGCUAAUGCACCAGCAUGCUGAGGACCUGCCAGACGGCGUGGACCCAAACCACAAGGAGGCCUAUCUCUCAGACUCCGACUUCCAAGAUCUCUUCAGGAAGUCCAAGGAUGAAUUCUACAGCAUGGCUAAGUGGCGGCAGCAGCAGGAGAAAAAGCAGCUAGGCCUGUUCUGAAUGCAGGUCUCACCUGGCAGUGGUAUCUCCCUACCCUCAUCAUGGUCAAGGCCUUCACAAGUCCCUCCCUUCCAUUCACACCCCUGAACCCUGGGGAGACCCUGUUGGAACCCCAUCCUCAGAGACUCCUGAGUCACCAUCGCCCUCCCCACUUGUGAGUAAAAGCUAGUGGCUUUCACAGAA